CGCGAUCUGGUUCUGGUGUCCAAAUAUUCGUUCGUCUGACCGAGACCAGUCCGACCAAACCCGUCCCGCAGACCUCCAUGACCAUGCCCAGAUCCGGAGCGCUGCUGGUGCUCGCGCUGCUCCUGGCCUGCGCCGCGGCCGCGUUGGUGGGUGCUGCGGCGGCGGCGGGCAAGGUUGCUGCUGGGUCGGGGCGGGCGGAGGAGGAGGAGGGGUGCCGGGAUCUGGCCACGCGCGGCGCGUGCGUGGCGAGCGGCGGAUGCCGGUGGUGCCGCAGCGAGGCGCUCGACGACAUGUGCUUCGGCGCGGCGGAGGCGUGGCGGCUCCCCAACCAGGUCUUCUCCUGCGACCCGCCCGCCGCCGCCGCGCACGCCAGGAGGUAGCGCCGCCGUUGCUCUGCUCUCCUCUCGACGCCUUGUGCCCUGGAAGGGAGGGACCAUUGUAUUCUAGUGCUCGCUGCAUCUGAGAUUUGCGAGUGGUUCGUAGUGUCGCUACGCGAUCAGUAGGCUGGUGCUGUGCAUUUUACUGUCAUGUAAAGGAAGAUUUGAUCGGAACAUGGCAAAUUUUAUUCA
Messenger RNA from Lolium perenne, 569 nucleotides. RefSeq lists its product as uncharacterized. The record is from RefSeq and is a predicted model, not a curated record. NCBI's taxonomy places the organism in Eukaryota, Viridiplantae, Streptophyta, Magnoliopsida, Poales, Poaceae.